Messenger RNA from Pelobates cultripes (western spadefoot toad), 2911 nucleotides. NCBI's taxonomy places the organism in Eukaryota, Metazoa, Chordata, Amphibia, Anura, Pelobatidae. The record is from the annotation of a GenBank genome assembly.
AUGCUCUGUAGCGGGCCGUUGGGACCCAGCGGACCCUGGGCGACCUUCAGGGUAUAUCCCCAUGUGCAAGAAGAGCAUGCCCAGCAACAGCAUCCACAACACGACCUGUCGGCAGCUCCAACUCCUCACGACGGAAUACACGAAGGGCACAAGCCACAGAACUCACCGCAGACACCCCCACCAACAGACACUCUGGCGGCACUCACCGCUACACGGACACCUAAGUCAGUAAGGUCACACUCAAACUGGCAAUACAUAACGGCCGUCACCACCCUGACUUUUGCAAACGAUGACCCAACGUGCCGAAAUCUGCCUGGUGGUACUCUACUCUGCUUUACUUUAUUUUGAUUUAAUCUACUUUACUUUAUCUUAUUUGACAGACCACCCUAGCUAAGCUAUUUGUUUUCUAAAAACCGCUGUGCACAUGUCUGUUAUAAAUAUAAGCUCACUAACUACACACCCAGCUUCUGACCCUAAGUAACCUCGUAGUAAAGAGCUCCAGACUAUGCGGUGGCCCCCCUUAAUACAAGCAAAAGAAUUCAACAAGUUUAAAAAGUAGAAUGUCUAGAAUUUACAAAAGGUUAAACGUUAAUGUUAAGCAUGGAUAGCGAGCAUAAGAGCACAAUGACUAGUAUGUGUUUCCAUGUAUAAUGUCUAGAAUGCGCAGGAAGCGUAAAUGCACAUUGCUUAGUAAGCGCUGGAGGUCACCUUGACAAAGAUUAACUUGAUGUACUCAUGUUUUGUUAUUACAUACCCUCACUUUAAACACAAAAAGUUCCAGUGACACUGUAUACCCCACUGUUACAAAUGUUAUUGGUGUUAUAGGUGAGUGGAAUGCCUUUGGGGUACCACAAGCAUGUCUGUUAAACCUAUAUGCAAAAAAAAAAAAACAGAAAGAAACGUAGUUCUUGCACUACUAUACCUUUCAUAUAUAUAGCAUGAUAAAUUAGCAUGAUUAAAUAACAAAAAAUGUGCUGUUUAAUCGCAUGCCAUAUUGUCUUAAUGUCUAAGAUGAGCCUGCAGGCGCUGAUGUGGCACUGCAAGACUAACUGUUACUUGUUCUUACGUGCACAAAGAAAAAUAAAGAAUUAUAAAAAAAAAAAAGAAAAACUACCACAACAAGAGGACAGUCUUAAAUUAGAGGGACAAAGGUUUACAAAUAAUAUCAUGAAGUACUACUUUACUGAGAGGGUAGUGGAUGCAUGGAAUAGCCUUCCAGCUGAAGUGGUAGAGGUUAACACAGUAAAGGAGUUUAAGCAUGCGUAGGAUAGGCAUAAGGCUAUCCUAACUAUAAGAUAACACUAGGGACUAAUGAAAGUAUUUAGAAAAUUGGGCAGACUAGAUGGGCCGAAUGGUUCUUAUUUGCCGUCACAUUCUAUGUUUCUAUGUUUCAAUAAUUGCUCUCUCUCAUAUCUACACGCUUCUUUAAUUUGUAGGAAUGUGCAUGGGGAAAAUAUUCAGUUCGGCAAUUCGGAACUUCGGCUCUCCAACACUUCGGAAUUUCGGGACUUCGGAUGUCACUUAUAAGAUAACUCCCUAAUUCCCACGGUAUUAGGGAAAUAUCUACCAAAAGGCUGAAAGACCUAAAUUGGUCUUUCAGACAAAUUAACUAAUACUAUACCGCGAGUAGGGGCAUGUCUACUCAUAACAACACUCUGAUUGGUUGAUUGAAAGUAUUCUGUUUUGCAAUGUGCCUGUUUUCAAGUGAUUUGUGGCACUGGGUUAAGCUGCAUGCAAUUUUAGAGUAGCGCCAUUCCACUCCAUUACCACCUUUUGGUGUUUGCUAAUUUGUUGUUUAUUUUGGCAGACCUUGUUGUGGAUCCAAAUAAUGAUCUUUGUUAUAUUCAGAGGAAGCCCAAAUUAUUAAUACAAGUCACUUGGAGAAGCGAGAAUUAGACACCAGAUACCUGUUGGUAUUCAAAAUAAGCCUCUGACGUUUUAUUCAUCAGCUGGGUUUUAUACAUUAAAAAGUAAGUGCUUACGUGCAAAUACUCUUAGAACAGUAAUAGGAAGGGAGUACAGAUAAGGGAUGAACGGCAUGUACACAUAACAAAUAAGUUCCAAGGUAAGAAAGAACAAAAAGAUUAGAGCAGAGACAUCUUAGGUGGGGGCUCUCUGCUCCCGGAACUAGACAUAUAUGGUCUUAAGUGUUGUGUUAAGCAUCAAGCAUCUUGAGUUCAAGUUAGCCAAUUUUAAUAUAGGAUAUCAUUAUAUGACACCUAUAAGUUUGAGCCUUGGAAUCAAGAUAAAUUCUAUAACAAACUAGUAUCUCAGCUAAAUGUGAGCACCCAGCCGCUACAACGAACGCUCAGCACAAUGACAGCUGUCAACAGUCAUAUCAAGCCAAAUUGCUCGGGGUCUGCAAGUGUGUGGCUUUAACUCUAAAGCUCAAGGCCAACAAUGUCAAGCCUACACAAGAGAUUUCAUCCCAGUAGAUAAGUCCCUCAUUCCCACUAAGGAGACUGUACUCCAGUGGUCACACCUCAAGCACUUGACAAACAAGCUACAGAAACUUCAUGACUGUGAAGUCGGACUGCUGAUUUGUUACGACUGCCCAUCAGCACUGGCUCCCUUGGAGGUCAUUACUGGCUAUGAAAAUGAACUCUUCACUCAAAGAACUGUGCUUGGCUGGAGCAUUAUAGGAUCAACGAAUCCACAUCUUGAUAGACAGGGUAGCCAGAACUUUAUACACAAAGUUGCAGUGAAAGAAAUACCACUGCCCCUGGUCACUGAUGUGUUAAAGGCUUUAGAAAUUGACUUUAUUGAAAGAAAUUAUGAGGAUAGGUACGUGUCCCAAGAUGACGUUCGCUUUGUGCAGUUUCUCUCUGAAACCAUAAUGAAAAGGAAUGAUGGACACUAUGAGAUGCCAUUACCCUUCAAAGAUAAGUCAACCGGUACUACGAAACAAUAA